AUGCUUUGUGCAGUAACGAGGCUCAGCGCCCGAUCGUCCUUGAGAAGAUAUAAUGUAUCAUUGGUCGAGUGCCAGGAUGUAUAUCCAUUUUUAGUGCUACCAACUGCUUCGUGUAACACGGACUUGUCAGCAGCCCCAAGCCACUCGUCCCAACCAACAGCUGUUGGUAAGAACCUGCCAGAGCCUUGCGAUGAUAAAGUUGGUGGAUUUUUAAUUCUGCCUCUGUUAUCCGCAGAUCUAGUAAUAGUAGCACCAUACCCAUAUGUAUGGUUCACUCCAGUUGUCCUUAUCGGCGGAUUGAUUGCGACAGGACUUAUCGCUUUCCUCAGUGUAGCUACUCUAGGCUAUGAGACCGUCUCUACGGCUACUUCCCACCCCAACGUAACCAGCGAGAAUCGCGAUCCCUUCUCCAACUGGCCUUCCUUUCUCACAGCGAAUACAAAGUCUAUUUGUUCCGCAACCACAAUCACCAUUGGCACUGGCUUCUACACUAAUAACACAGCCCUCAAGUAUACAAUCACCAAGAUCUGGCGAGGCGAUAAUCCCAACUCUCCAGAUGAACUGUUAGGGUCGUUGCCAUACCUCAGCAACCCCCUUGAAAACUGCGCUGUGAGUGGCAUCACCAUCGGGUUCGAGGCUUUAGAGCGGAGUUCCUGGGAGAUCUCACAACAGAAAUGGAGUGCAAAAUUAAAAGCGUCCAUCUCUUAUCAGGCUAACACGCCUGGCGGUAGGACUACUCUCAAUAUGACAACAACGUACAACUAUAACGGCAUCGAAUAUGAUGAAAAGUCUUCAUUUUCAGGUCGCAAUGAGACUACCAAGGCUAGCCUUUGGUGGGGAGAGCCUAUGCUUGCACGGUAUUCUAUCGCCCUCACGAACGACAUGCACUUCGCUAGUGAAAAUAUCAAAGCUCUUGACUUCUUUCAAGUCAGCUGUUUCUUCGUCACAUUUAACAAUAAUGGAGUCUCACCCGCCAUUUACUUCUGCGACACCAACGAGAUGGAGAAACUAUCUCGAGCCAACGAAAGCGAUUCUUACAGGCCCCUCCCUGACUCUGGACCUAACAUUCUCGACAACGUUGAGCUCUGGACGCAGUCCACGAGCAGCUAUGAAGUUAUCCGAGAUCGUAAUUAUACUUGGGGCAACCAUCUCAGAGUCGAUGGGGCGUUUGGGCUAGCCGAUCGUGCAUUCACCGGAGAGGACAGUUCUGCGAGGAAUCUCAGAAUCAAUCCAUCCGUCAUCUCCACAACACUCGUUUGUCAGAUCCCUCGCCUGAAGAGUACACCGUCCCUGGUUGCGUCUGUCAUUAUAAACACUCUUGUUAUUCUGUCAACUCUGUGGAAAUUGUACAAGUUCAUCAUUGAUGCUCCUCUCCCAAGAAGACAUCCGGAGAUGAUGAACUGUGCUGGAUACACUGCAACGAUGCCAAAGGAAGCAGAAGGUGGAGUUGCGUAUUCUUCUAGACAAUCACCCCAGAGCAUGGGAAUGCCGAGUCGGGUCAAAUCGCGUUACUCUUCUAUACGACAAGAGGAAGAUCUCUAG
This is a messenger RNA of Fusarium redolens, 1542 nucleotides long. RefSeq lists its product as uncharacterized. The record is from RefSeq and is a predicted model, not a curated record. The coding region runs from base 1 to 1542 and encodes 513 amino acids. NCBI's taxonomy places the organism in Eukaryota, Fungi, Ascomycota, Sordariomycetes, Hypocreales, Nectriaceae. The transcript has 4 exons.